AGAAAGCAUCUCGACCAUGACGUUGAAAUUGCGCUUGGCCUCGGUCUUUGACAAUCCCAAUUGCCUGCUGGGACGCAGGAAUCGGCAUCAGUUCCUGGUCACCUUGCUGGUCAACAUAGCCACUUUCUCGCAUGGCCUGGGCGUGGGUUGGAUGUCGCCGGUGAUGAGGGAUCUUCAGACGGACGAGUCACCCCUGAAUUUCCCCGUGCUGGUGGGCCAGGUCUCUUGGAUAGGAUCUUUGGUGGGCAUUGGCAGUGUGGUGGGCAAUCUGCUGGCCGGAUUUCUACAGGAUCGUAUUGGACGCAAGCCGGUUUUGUUCUUUAUUGCCAUGCCCUACACGAUCUUCUGGUGCCUGGUUUAUUUCGUCCAGAGUGUGGAGUUCCUGUACAUUGGCAGACUGAUGGCCGGCAUGACUGGUGGCGCCUGUUACGUCGUUCUUCCGACCUUCAUCAGCGAGAUUGCUGACACCAACGUGCGCGGUCGUCUGGGCUCCAUUAUCUUACUAUCGGUGAACUCGGGAGUUCUGGCGGGUUAUAUUGUGUCUACAAGUGCGGAUUACUACACAUCUCCCCCGUUCAUUCUCGCCCUGCCAGUUUGCUAUUUCAUCUGUAAUUUUCUGUUUCCCGAAACCCCACAUCACCUUAUUCGCAAGGGCAAAUUCGAAGCGGCCAAAAGGUCGUUUAUGUUCUACAAAAAUAUUAAGAGAGAUGACCUCAAGGCUGAGAGUGAAUUCGAGGAACUCAAGUAUCUCCUUACCAAAGAAGAGACAGAGAAGGCUAAGUCAUACGAUUACAAGGAUUUUAUUACCAAACCUGCAUUUAAGGCCUAUGCUUCUGCCGCUGCCCUGCUAAUAUCCAAUCAAUUUAGUGCCAGUUUUUGUGUUACCACCUAUUUGUCGGACGUCUUUGCAGCCUCUUAUACCACUCUGAAUCUGAGUAUGUGCACCAUUAUCAUCGGAGUCCUUCAGAUCGUGGGAAAUUAUGCGACCACCCUGCUGUGCGAUAAGUACGGACGCAGGAUCCUCAUGCUGAUCUCCACAUCCGGUGCCUCUAUUUGCCUGACUGCCUUCGCCAGCUACACUUACUUUGCAAAGAGGUAUGAUCUCUCGGUGGUUGGAUGGCUACCACUCGUGAUCCUAUCCUUUUUCGUAUUCCUCUGCAAUAUCGGUAUGGUGGGAUGUCUCUUUGUGGUCCUCGUUGAGCUCUUUCCCUCAAAGAUCCGAUCGGUGGGAGUCUCAACCUUUGUGGUCAUCCUUAGCAGCACCGUGUUCCUCACUCUGAAAAUCUUUCCCAUCUGCAUGGCUGUUUGGGGCAUCUCUGUUACCAUGUGGUGCUGUAGUGGCAUUACGUUUUCCUGCUUUCUCUACUUUUGCUUCUUUCUGGAAGAGACCAAAGGCAAAUCGCUACUGGAGGCUUAGUUUAUUUGUCGGAAAGAUAAUGGUUUUAUCAAAUUUGUCGCACCCGUGCGAUUAGUCUAAGCCAGUAGCUAUCUUUACGGCCAGAGGAUACCGACCGGAUACUUAAGCCGAUUUCUCAGUAGAAUGCCCUUUCAGUGAGCAGAGAUACCUGGCCAAUGCAAGACUGAAUAAAGAUCAGGGUCUUUUUUUUGUAUAUAACAA
Molecule: messenger RNA, 1618 nt
Organism: Drosophila rhopaloa
Lineage: Eukaryota; Metazoa; Arthropoda; Insecta; Diptera; Drosophilidae
Product: facilitated trehalose transporter Tret1
Exons: 6
Coding region: 17-1417 (466 amino acids)
Biological process (GO): transmembrane transport; carbohydrate transport
Cellular component (GO): membrane
Molecular function (GO): sugar transmembrane transporter activity
Source: RefSeq, a predicted model, not a curated record